CAUAUAUGCAGCAAUGCUUCAGUAAUAUAGUACAAGCAUGGCUGAAGAAUUGUCGGGUGUAACUAUAGUAAUAUUUAUAGCUGCUGGAAUACUAACAAUACUGUUAUUAUUCAUUUUUGCUAAACGUCAAAUAAUGAGAUUUGCUUUACGUUCACGACGUGGACCACAUAUUCCUAUUGGGCACGAUGCUAAAAAGUCACUAAAGAGAGCUAUUGAAAGACGUAUAGAAGUAAUACCAAGAAUUCAAUAUGAACCACAACUUAUAAGUGACUCCAGAUAUAUUUUAACUCCUGGCAGUCAGGUUCCGCCACAUUAUUUUAGACUGAAAGCUGUAGAUGAUAUUAAGAUCUUAGAAGCUGAAAUAACAAAAUAUGAUAGUUGUUUAAAAAGGCAUCCAUCUGAAAACUUAAGAGCGUAUUUAUUAUCGACUCUUGCCACACAAUUAAAUGGAAGUGGUCAACGCUUGAUUCAUCAAUUUUGUGAUUUGUAUGAACAUGCAAAACAUGAUCCAACAGAAUUUGGGGACGAAGAAUACCAAGUAUAUACACGUUUAUUUCUUAAAUUAAUGGAUGCAGCUCGCCUUUUGAAGUCUUAUCCAAGUAGUAAAAAAUCCAGUCCAAGUCGUACACCAAUAAAGAAGAACGUAGAAACUAAAAGAAAUAUAUUGGAACCAAGAAUGCGUUUACCUGAGGAUCAGGUGUUAACAGGAUCAAGACCAAGCACAUUAACAGUAAUGGCACUAGAUAAUAGCGAAACAUCUGUUUAGCAUUAUGAGAAUCGUCACAUACAACAUAUGUGACGAGUAAAAUGUGUAUAUAAGUAUAUAUAUAUAUAUAUAUAUAUGUACAUAUAUUUAUCUGAUUUAAUUUUUUUUUAUUUUCUUUUGUUCAUAUAUUCAUAAAAAAAUAUAUAUGUAUAAUAUUUAUAACUUCUUACCAAAUAAUAAGCAUUGUAUGGCAGUAAAGUAAAUAUUAUUGUUAGAAAUUUAGAAUAGAUAGUUAUAAUUUUUAUAUACAAUACUGCUCUUUUUGAUAUUUAUUAGAAAUGUAUGUCUAUCAUAUAGAAUUUAAUAUUCAAAAAAGUAAAUUAAUUGUAUCAUUGUACACAUUUAUACAUUUAAAUCUUUUAGAUUGUCUACUCUGCUAAAUAAGUAAACCACUUCUUAUUGUAAUGCGGAUGAUGUUUUAAGGAGAUUAAUGAAUUAUGAAAUGUAGAUUUAUACAGUUCCGGUAUAGGACAUUUUCUCAUUUGAUAUAACCAUUCCAUUACCUGAGAAAUUAUUAUUCAAAAUUACUCUUAAUGUAGUACCAAUUAGAAGUUAUUCGCAUGUAUAAUUGCAUGCAUACUAUAAUAGAAAAUAUCUAGUUCUUAAAGAUUACCUGAGGAAUCAUAUGAUCUUUCCAAUGUUGUAAGUCAGCAAGCCUAGCAAUAGCUUGUGGAAAUAAUCUUGUUCUAAUUCGUUGCGAAGAUAUAAUAGAAUUUGUAUCCAAUAUUAUGCAAUCCAUUCCCGAUAAAUAAAUAAUAGAAAUGAAAAAAAUAUCACAAUAAAAUAUAAUUUGUUGGUUGUUUUCAGAUAUUUCUGGUAUAAGUGAUAAAAUACGAUUUAUGAAAUCGAUAGCCCAAUCUACUGUAUAUAUUUUAGAUCGCACUUCAGUUUGUACUCUUUGAACUUCUUGUAACAAAUAUAAUUGUACACU
This is a messenger RNA of Polistes canadensis, 1697 nucleotides long. RefSeq lists its product as uncharacterized. Lineage: Eukaryota; Metazoa; Arthropoda; Insecta; Hymenoptera; Vespidae. The transcript has 4 exons. Bases 38 to 766 code for a protein of 242 amino acids. The record is from RefSeq and is a predicted model, not a curated record.